GCACAACUCGGUCCUUAUCCGCCUCAUCUCUAAAAUGAACCAAUCGCAACCGUAGAUUAUUCACAUCAUCCAAUGAGAAGCUUCAAAACUAAUGUCACGGAUCCGCACCCUUUUUACAUUUUUUGUUUUUUUGGCUUUUUCCGAAUGUCAGGAAACCGUUGCAGCCAAGGCAAAAAUAAUCCAAAUUUUCCACGUCGACCCAAUUAUCCCAUUCCCAAUAUAUAAAGCGUCCAUUCCUCAUUCGACCAUUGUUUAACCUAAUUUUCGCAAAUCUCAGUAAAACCUCCUCCUAAUCCUCUCGUUAAAGUUCAACUCAAUUUGACAAUCGAUGGCUCGUACCAAGCAAACCGCUCGUAAGUCCACCGGCGGAAAAGCUCCGAGGAAGCAGCUCGCCACCAAGGCGGCGAGGAAGUCGGCUCCGACCACCGGCGGAGUCAAGAAGCCCCACCGUUACCGCCCUGGAACAGUCGCACUCCGUGAGAUCCGAAAAUACCAGAAGAGCACGGAGCUCCUUAUCCGAAAGCUGCCUUUCCAGCGUUUGGUUCGUGAGAUUGCGCAGGAUUUCAAGACCGAUCUGAGGUUCCAAAGCCACGCCGUGCUUGCUCUGCAGGAGGCAGCCGAGGCGUACCUCGUUGGUCUCUUCGAGGACACCAAUCUGUGUGCUAUUCACGCCAAGAGGGUUACGAUCAUGCCUAAGGACAUCCAGCUUGCUAGGCGGAUUCGUGGCGAGCGUGCAUAAGGUUGAAGGAUAGGACUUUGGUUUAGCGGCGGCGGUAGAAUAUUUAGGGUUACGUUAAAUUGAUGUGUGUUUUGCUUUUUGGAUUUGUUCUGAGGGCAGAGCAUGGACAAUUAAUUAGUUGAAAUUUUAUUAUUAUUAUCUUCUGUAAAGUUUAUCACGAUGGCAAUAUUGUUACUCUAUUCGUUUUUCGCCCCCAUUGAUUAAUCUACCCUUUGUUCUUUGGUAACGUGUGAUAUUAAUUCGAUAAUGAAAGAAAAAUAAUUGAUGUUUCGUUUUAACCAUGAAACUAGUAUUUGAUUUUGUG
This is a messenger RNA of Striga asiatica, 1043 nucleotides long. The record is from the annotation of a GenBank genome assembly. NCBI's taxonomy places the organism in Eukaryota, Viridiplantae, Streptophyta, Magnoliopsida, Lamiales, Orobanchaceae.